Juglans regia (Persian walnut) is the source of this 3487-nucleotide messenger RNA. RefSeq names its product transcription factor PIF3-like. The transcript has 7 exons. Gene Ontology annotation, biological process: regulation of DNA-templated transcription. NCBI's taxonomy places the organism in Eukaryota, Viridiplantae, Streptophyta, Magnoliopsida, Fagales, Juglandaceae. The coding region runs from base 817 to 3015 and encodes 732 amino acids. Gene Ontology annotation, molecular function: protein dimerization activity; DNA-binding transcription factor activity. The record is from RefSeq and is a predicted model, not a curated record.
CCUCUCUCUCUCCAUCCCCUGCAAGUCAGCCAGUCUUUCGCCGUCUUCUACGUCGACUUGUAUCCCCACCCCCCCUCCCCCUCUCUGAGCUUAGCCACAAACUCUUGAAGCUUGCACUUUUGGGAACAUUUCUUCUGAUCUAUGACCAAAAUCUUACUUUUUUAAUGCAUAUGGAUUAGCAAAGCUUGACUAGUUCGAGGAGGAUCAGAUUUUCCAAAGAUUUAUUGUUUCUUUCUAAUGAAUUAUAUGGAUUUUUCACAGUUGAAAAUUGGGUAGCGUUGUUUUAGCGGGUCUACAAGUUACACCGCUUUCCUUUGAUUUUAUGUGCAAAGUUAGCGGUGUUUGUUUGAGGUUUUUGAUUUGAUGAUCUGGGUUUAUUUAUUUUUUGUUCCUUUUUCUUGGGGUUGCUAUUUAAUGAUUAAAAAAGCGGAAAAGAUCAAAGUUUUAAAAUAAAAUUUUGGAGGGUUUUUGUAUCGGUGGAAGCCAUUAAAGAAUUGGUUUGACUGAUACUUGAUUCUUAAUUAGAAUUUGCAAUUUUCUAUAUUAUAUACCUCCCUGACAAAGACUUUGGUAUUGUGAAUUAUAACCGUAAAAGGAGUGCCCUUUCCUUUUCGGCCCUGUAAGUUCAACUGGGAUUGUCUUAUAGUGGCGUUUUGGACAGGCUUGGGUCUUAAAUUCUUGUUGGGUUUCUAUUUGUUUGGUUCUUGGAACUGUGCAUCGAGAAGUAAAAGUAGUGAGUUGAUGCUACCAAAAAUGGAAGGGUGCUUGAACCUGGGGCAUUUUUGAGGAACGGAAGUGUGUUUCCACCUCUCCAUCAUGCCUUUGUCUGAGCUGUAUCGAAUGGCUAAAGGGAAGCUUGAUUCUAAUCAAGAGAAGAACACAACGUCUUCAACUGAUCUAUCUUUUCUACCUGAGAAUGACCUUUUUGAGCUUGUAUGGGAAAAUGGUCAGAUUUUGAAGCAAGGUCAGUCCAGCAGAGCUAGAAAGAGCCCAACUAGUAACAGCUUACCAUCUUACUGUUUACCAUCUCACACCGUUAAGACAAGAGAUAAAGAUAUGGGAAAUGGCAACAGUUCAAAGGUGGGGAAGUUUGGCGUCUUGGACUCUGUAUUGAGUGAAAUCCCAGUGUCGGUGCCGUCCAGUGAAAUUGAUUUGAGUCAAGAUGAUGACAUGAUGCCUUGGUUGAAUUAUCCAAUCCAUGAACCUUUACAGCAUGAAUAUUGUUCUGAGUUCUUGCCUGAAUUUUCUUGUGUCACUGGAAAUGAACUAUCCACCGAUAGUAAUGUGGCAUCUGGGGACAAGAGAAAUAGUUGUAAUAUGGUCUAUAGGGAUUGCCAUACCGAUUCUGUAAAUGAUGGUGUGAGUUUAGGACAGGGGGAUGUGUCAAAGGUUUCGCAAGUGGGAGGUGGCGAUGCCACAAUAUCUAGAACUAAUUUUCGUCCAUUCCACUCGUUAUCACAACAAUGCCAAACAUCACUUCCAUCACUUAGAUCAAAGGUUUCAGAUGUCACUGGCAAUAAUACUAGCAACGUCAUGCACCACACUCUGUGUGGAGAUUCAACACGGGUUGCAUCUGCUGCAGAUGGAUUUCAUAGCAUACAGUUGCAGAAGAAAGAUCCAAGGCCGCCUGGUAAUAACUCCAAUCUGAUGAAUUUCUCGCAUUUCUCACGACCGGCUGCUCUCGUGAAAGCUAAUCUUCAGAACAUUGGCCUGAUGGCUGGUUCGGGAUCAAGCAUGCAAAGGAUAGCGAGCAAGGAUAAAGGUUCUGCUGCACCUAGUAAAAAUUCUCCUGAAUCAACAAUUAUCGAUUCAAGUAGUGGUUCCCGGAAAGAAUCAAGUUCCCAUCGCCAACCUGUCACAUUCCCAUCCAAGGUUGAUUUAAAACCAUUGGAUGAUAAGCCUGUUGAGGAACCGAUUGCCUCUAUUCAAUCUGAGGCUGUUUGUCAAGAGGAUGCCUCUAAGAAUGAUAAAACCUCCAAUCAAGUCCUUGGGGAAAGUGCAACGAAAGGACUACGAGAUUGUGAGAAGACUACAGAGCCUGUUGUUCCUUCCUCUUCUGUUUGCUCAGGCAAUAGUGUGGAAAGAGCUUCGGACGAUCCAACACAUAAUUUGAAGAGGAAAGGUCAUGAUACUGAAGAGUCUGAAUGCCAUAGUGAAGACGUUGAGCAGGAAUCAGUGGGUGCAAAAAAAGCAGCUCCUGCUCGAGGGGGUACGGGUUCUAAGAGAAGCCGAGCAGCAGAAGUGCAUAAUCUAUCAGAAAGGAGGCGAAGAGAUAGGAUUAAUGAGAAGAUGCGUGCAUUACAAGAACUCAUACCAAACUGCAAUAAGGUGGAUAAAGCAUCAAUGCUUGAUGAGGCCAUUGAGUAUCUUAAGACGCUUCAAUUUCAAGUGCAAAUUAUGUCCAUGGGAGCUGGUUUGUAUAUGCCACCUAUGAUGUUACCAACAGGAAUGCAACAAAUGAGUGCACCUCAUAUGGCUCAUUUCUCUCCUAUGGGUCUUGGAAUGGGAAUGGGAAUGGGAAUGAGUUUUGGGAUGGGUAUGCCCGACAUGAAUGGUGGAUCUUCUGGGUAUCCUAUGAUUCAGGUGCCCCCUGUGCAAGGAGCACAUUUACCUGUCCCACCUAUAUCCGGACGCACUGCUUUCCAUGCAAUGGCAGGAUCUAACCUUCCGAUGUUUGGGCUUCCUAGUCAAGGAAUUCCCAUGUCGAUGUCAUGUGCACCCAUAAUUCCUCUGUCGGGAGGGCCUCUUAUGAAAUCAGCUGCAGGACCGAAUGCCUGUGGGGUUGUAGGUCCUAUGGAAAAUGUGGAUUCAGCUCUAGCUUCCACCUCAAAGGAUCCAAUACAGACCAUUAAUCCUCAAGUGACGCACAGCACAGGUGCCAAUAGCUCAAUGAAUGAGACAUCUAAAAAGUGUCCAACUACAAAUUCAGCGUUUGAGUCGUCUACUUUGGUGCAAAAUAAUGGUCAAGCCCCAGAUGUUACUGGCAAUGCAGCUCUCAACUGUGAACGGAAAUGACCUUGUGCCGAGUAGACCAGCUGCUUUUCAGAUAUUGGAAAUCGGGAUUACUUCAAUUAUUAUACAAGUCGGAGGUUGGUGGCUUCCAGCGGUAAUGACUCGUUAUCCAUGCAGGCAAUGAUUGACAACCAUACUGAUGAUCUUUGUGAUCGAAUAGAAAUCUGUCGUGGCCUUUUGAGAUUAAACCUUUCGUUUCAUGCUUCUUCAUGAUCUCGGAAUUUCAACUGAAGAACCGGGGAGGCAUAAUGCAGUCUGUAUUCUUAUUUCGUAGUAGUACAAUUACAAAGUGCACAGGUUUUGCUACCUUGGGAAGACUCGGUAUUUUUCUUGCAGUUGUACAUUUGAAUAGUGACAUAUGCAGUCUUUUCAACGUCUAAGAGUAAACUAUCUCGGGAGCAUGUAUUCAAAACUUGGUUCAGUCCUUUCACAAUAAGUAUUUGAAUUAAAUGAAACGAUUGUUAUAUUCCAACUG